Protopolystoma xenopodis is the source of this 606-nucleotide messenger RNA. Lineage: Eukaryota; Metazoa; Platyhelminthes; Monogenea; Polystomatidea; Polystomatidae. The record is from the annotation of a GenBank genome assembly.
AUGACGGACGAGAUGUUGGCAUGUUUUCACCGGAAUCGAGGGAAAUUUCCUCGCAAACAAUGCCAACAUGAAGGUUACAGUAAAAACAAUAAAGAGCGGAUCAAAAGGAGUCUGCAGUCGUCAUCUGGUUGGAUCGACCAAAUUUUUUCACUCGAAAUGAAAGUGACGGUCGAAUUCACUCCGUGCCCGAAUCCGAGAUCCGUCCAGUGUCCGGGUCUGCCGAGCCCUUUCUUCGCAUUCGACAGCGGGUCAACGGAAGCCGGUCUGCAACCCACAUUUCCGACGCAACACUCCGUCGCCACAAACUCGGCCGUGGUCAUCGACGCAGGCAGAAGAGACCAGUUGGCCGACAUUGCGGCCGAUCGCUUGUCCGGCUUCAUCUUGGCCGCCUUGACGACCAACUCGUCUCGACUGACGCCAGAUCUGAAGAAGAUCGUGUCGGCGGUCGGCGUCAAGGCCAGUCCGAUCCAGUCGCCUCGUGACGGCCCCGCCCGUCCGAGUCCCCAAGGACACCAACUAGGCCCGCAUUCUGACUCUUCCGGCCCCGACGGCCGCAACAACCUGGGGCUGUAUGUGCUUCUGUGCGCGUUGGCAGUCGGUAAAUGA